CUAUGUUUUUAAAUUACAAUUUGGACAUGUAAAGAGGGAAAUAAUGGGUUAUAUAUAUGGAAAAACGUUAAUUGUGCGACCACUGGAGCGAUUCAGUACCGCCAUAGGCGAAGUUUAUAUCUAGGUCUGCAAAACCCAGCUUUUAUUGUGAUAUUCCAGUUCCGCUUAUCGGUUUGAGGAGAGGAAGAGAUGUGAGAGGAGGGAAGUGAGAAGAAAGCUAAACAGAUUACACAUGGCUGCAGAAAUGUCUCCAAAGUGUCCCAAGCUGAGAGCCUUGCAGUUUCUUAUUUUUCACAGAUCAAAGGUGUUUUCUCUGACAGCUGCGUGUCCCUCCCUACUGUCAUCAUGAAGGAGGUAACAACAGAUAAUAUCUAUGCAUACGCUCUGUCCAAGACGCUAACGAAGGUUUCAUCACCGGCAACUGUGGGACUCUACUCUUCUUGUGAAGACCGACUGUAUGUGAUUCUUGAUCAAAUAGGAGUGUAUACAAAUCGGGAGUCUUUGAGGAUUGAGCAGAAAUCUGACAAAGGACAAAAGCCCCUUGCAGUCAAACUUUCUGUCAAAGACUUGUUGCUUCUCAUUGUGAGGCUGCUCUUCUACACACCAGUCUGGACUACAGAGAACCAGAAUCACCAUAAUGUCAGGUUCCUUUAUGUGAAUUUCAGUGCUUGGCAUUUUGCUGGCAGUGACAUGCUAUGGGCUGGGAUAGCCAUACGAUUGUUUCAUGCCAUGCAGAUGAAUUUUGGGAAACUGCAACUCGCACUCUAUCGUGUUACUCAAUAUGAUGAAGAGGAUGAACUUAGGGAAAAGGAGGUGAAGGACAGCCUCGAUAACUGGACAUACAAAAAGAUUUUAGGCUGCCCCAUGUGGUUUGUCUUCGUGGGCAUUAAUGUUGUCCCAGUAGUUCUCCUAGUUGUCUUUUGUGUUUGGGGUUUUCCUGAAAUACAGUCCCCAAAGAACAAGGAGACUGAAGAUAUUAAGGUGGAGCUACUUGAAGGCGCCAUCUUUAUAUCCUUAGGAAUCCCAGCAGCGACAGGAUUGAGGUUUGUCUUUCAGAUGUUCAAUAGCCUCGUCUUCAGCCAAGCUCAUAACAUUAAGAAAGGAAUGGACAACGAACGGAUAAGCAAACAAUUGGGAUUCAUGAAUGAAGUCAGGAAAGAAAUGUGGUUUCUGACUCAAUUCAUCAAGUUCAUGGAGGUGUUUGAAAGGAGAAGGAUUCGAAUUGUGUUGAAAAUUACUCAUCUGGACCGUUGCUCCCCCAAGAAAAUUGUUGGAGUCCUGGGGGCCAUCAAUAUUUUACUCUCCGAUGAGGAAUGCCCAGUUCUUUCCAUCCUGGCUGCAAAUCCAAAUGUUUUGUUAGGAAAGGUAAAAUUUGCAGAAAACUCCAUCUGUAAAGAGGAUAGAGCUCACGGCCUGCUGAACCGCAUAGUCACUCUGGCCUUCACAGUACCAACAAUGUCUGAAAAUUUAAAGCACAAUUUGUUUCACAGCCUUAACAACACUCCAGGAUUCUCUGAAGAUUACCCCUUGAGGUGGAAUAGACACAGGAGAAAGACGUCUGUGAUAGAGCCAAUAGUGUUGGCAAUUGGGGAAUCAACUGAGUCCUUUGCAGAUACCUUAGAAAUGAAAGAGGAUGAAUUGGAACAAACGGUUCAGACAAUACUUAUCAAAGGUGAAAAAAAGCUGAACAAGUACAUGUUAGAUGAUGCUAUCUCAAUGAAGAGGACGAUCAGCUCUGUCUGGGUAACGGUCAUAAUCAUGAAGUUACUGAAGAAAGACUUUCCUGACCCAGAGGACACUGCAGCAUGGGUGGUUCUAGCCAACCAGUGGCCCUGUCGAUUCAGCUGGAUCCUCCAGUGUGUGGAGGAUGAAAAGCAGAGAGCAGUGAUUGAUCAUCAGAACAUGAGCUCUGAUGAUUCAAAGACCCUUUGGGAGGUCUUCAGCGAGUCCAGGGAGGAGCUAUAUGUGAUGACACACAUCGAGGAACUCCUCGAGCAGGACGGAGACCCUGAAGUGUUCGAAGCGUUACUCAAGGAUGAUGAAUUUGAGUUCACCUUAAAGAACCUGGAGAUCUUUCAGGUAGGGAUGGUGAAUCUGGAUCAGUCAAUCAGGAGGCAACUGGCUCUUAUAAGAGGAACAUGCAGGAUGGAAAAUUCUGGUUGGAUGAGGAACAUAGCUCCACUUCCAGUCACAAGUCUUAUCAAAAUGACCACAGACGAUAUAUGUGAAGAGAUGGACAGGAUGAAAUUGGACAGUACGUACAGGGAAACAGUGAAAAAACAUAAGCUCAAUGGUUCUGCUCUGGUCUUCGGUGACGCAGAAGAUCUGAAAGCCCUCCUGGGUAUGACAUUUGGUGAAUGGGCAACUUUCAAACGGCACUUCUUGAGUUUUGUCUCACCUCUCCAGCCACAGCAUUAGAACAUGCUGCCAUUACCUGCCAAAACCCAACUGUUCAAGUUAAUCUAGUGUGUAGAGAAGAAAUAAUUACUCAUCUUCUACCAGCCUGUGUUAACAGUUGCCUUGUGUAACAGUUAAAUACAUUGAGUGUGCUAAGGUACACUGAGUGCUCCAAAUCUUUUUUUCAAAUCCUUUUUCAUGUUUGUCUAGCUUUAAUAAGCAGGUGUGUUGCAAGGGUUUAUAUGUUUUUAUUACAGCUCAACUGUUGGUUCUGGCUUCCAGGCUAUGGACUCAAGUCCCAGAGUG
Gambusia affinis (western mosquitofish) is the source of this 2703-nucleotide messenger RNA. RefSeq names its product NTPase KAP family P-loop domain-containing protein 1-like. The transcript has 6 exons. Lineage: Eukaryota; Metazoa; Chordata; Actinopteri; Cyprinodontiformes; Poeciliidae. The coding region runs from base 346 to 2418 and encodes 690 amino acids. The record is from RefSeq and is a predicted model, not a curated record.